AUGUUGCGCAUCAUUUAGCAACUCUCAUUUCAUCGCAUUUUCAGCUUUCAUACCAUAGCUCCAACAAAACUUUUUAUCUGGCGGAUAUGAUUCUCUUUUCGGCAUUGAUUGCAGAAAGUCUUCAGAAGACUCCAUUCCACUGCUCCGGUUUGCAAUCAUUUCUCCUAAGUAUCUGGUGCCUGGAAUUAUCACUGGGAAGGAUGACAUGGCGUUGGAAACAUCCGUGCAAUCUUUUUCAAUCUGUCGUAGCAAGGACUCCUUAGAGAUACUUAGCACCAUGUCGCACAUUUCAUCGAACGUUAUCUAUUAGAAAGAUUUUUAGAGAGAAAAUAAAACACUCUCCAAGAUCUGGAUCGAACGUAAGGAUUGGAGAAGAGAAGAGUUCAUUCAAAUCUCACUGACUGUAGAUGAAUAUGGUGGUUUUGGUUGAUCCGAAAGCCCGCCCUGCGCAUGCAUUUGCGUUCCUCUGCAGUCUUUAAAUCCGCCGCCCUUCUGGAAGGUUCCAAGGACUCAUCAACAGAGCAUAAUGGUCCAUGCAACUAAAAAAGCGUCUAUAUUUCCUGAGGAAUUGAUAAUGGAGUUGAGCCCGGAUGGUCAUCAGUGGAUAUCUAAUGUCCUUUUUUUUUUUGGUGAUGUCUUGUGUUCAUUUAGAUUUUGCAAAUCUUUGUACCUUAAGUGUUAAUUGUACC
Messenger RNA from Rubroshorea leprosula, 689 nucleotides. The record is from the annotation of a GenBank genome assembly. NCBI's taxonomy places the organism in Eukaryota, Viridiplantae, Streptophyta, Magnoliopsida, Malvales, Dipterocarpaceae.